Molecule: messenger RNA, 1044 nt
Organism: Penicillium mononematosum
Lineage: Eukaryota; Fungi; Ascomycota; Eurotiomycetes; Eurotiales; Aspergillaceae
Gene: encD
Product: Fe(2+)/2-oxoglutarate-dependent oxygenase encD
Exons: 3
Coding region: 1-1044 (347 amino acids)
Molecular function (GO): dioxygenase activity
Source: RefSeq, a predicted model, not a curated record
AUGUCUCUACCUGCGGCUCCCCCUAUCUUGGACUUUUCUCCAUUCUAUGGAAAAGACAGCGACGCGAAAUCCAAGCUGAUCCAAGAUGUACGCAAAUGCUGCCUUUAUAAUGGCUUUUUCCAGAUCACCGGCCACCGCAUCCCGCUGGAGUUGCAACGACGCGUCAUGGAUUGCUCCAAGCGCUUCUUUGAUCUCCCUCUGGAAGAGAAAUUGAAAGUUGACAAGAAUCUCAACACAUUCAACAGGGGAUACGAGCUCCUCCGAUCGCAAAUGUUAGAAAUAGGCACCGGCCCCGAGCUGAAAGAAGGCCUGUACAUAGGCGAGGAAAUCCCCGAAGACCACCCCUACUAUAUGGAGAAGAAGUUGAACAGUGGCCCCAACCAAUGGCCGCCUACCAUUCCCGAGAAGGAGGAAUUCCGAGAAACAACCAUGGAAUACUAUCACGCGGUAUUCGAUCUGGCAAAGGAUGUGUUGGGGGUUUUGGCUCAGACUUUGGGAGUUGAAUCAACGUUCUUCGGCCCUCUUACGGACGGAGCUGUCGCGACAAUGAGAUACCUACACUAUCCCGCGCAGCCACAGGACACCGACGAGAAACUAAACCGCGGCAUCGGAGCGCAUACCGACUUCGGAUGCAUCACUCUCCUUCUGCAGGACGAAGUCGAUGGUUUGCAGGUGCUAGACGCACCAUCGGGACAAUGGCUGGAUGUCAAACCGGUUCCCGGGGCAUAUGUGGUGAACUUGGGUAACCUCUUCAUGCGUAUGGCGAACGACAAAUAUAAAUCCAACACCCAUCGUGUGAUCAACAAGUCCGGUCGAGAGAGAUACUCUAUUCCGUUCUUUUUCAGUGGAAAUCCGGAUUAUAUCUGCGAGUGCUUGCCUAAUUGUCGUGAAGAGGGUGAACCUGCCAAGUACGGUCCGAUUACUGUGCAAGAUAUGGUGACGGCGUCGUACAAGGAGAGCUAUGGCCGCGCUGAGGAAUUCAAAAAGGGUUUGGAUUUACACAAGGAGGAUGCUAUUCCGGUUGCUUCUGCGGUUGGUGCUUAG